AUGAUCGGAAUCACCAUCAUCACUGGGUUCCUCGGGGCGGGCAAAACCACCCUGCUGAAGAACCUCCUGAAGGAGAGCCUCCGAAAUGGAAAAAAAAUCGCAAUAAUCCACAACGAGUUCACAGAGAAUAAUAACAACAUCGACAAAAUUGUGUUCAAGGAUAUAAACGAUAUUUAUAAUUUCCCCAAGGAGGGGGCAGCCAGGGGGGAUGCGCGGGGGGGAGUGGGAAAGGACGAGCAAAACGGGGCGAAGAGUGACGGGCACAACGAGGCGAAGGACAGGACGAAGAGUGACGAGCAAAACGGGGCGAAGGACAUAACGAAGGGUGACGGGCACAACGGGGCGAAGGACAUAACGAAGGGUGACGGGCACAACGGGGCGAAGGACAGAACGAAGAGUGAGGGGCAGUCCGAUUUGGAGAGCGACCAAAACGACAUAACCAUUGUAAAUAGAAUCGAAAAAGAAGAGGGCUACAUCUACGAACUGAACAACGGCUGCCUCUGCUGCUCCAAUAAAAGCAACUUUGUCAAGCUGAUUGAAAAUAUCCUUGCCAUGAAAAGCUCCUACGACUAUAUCUUUGUCGAAGUGGCGGGGGUGUAUGACAACAUCCAGCUGAACAAUUUAUUGUGGCUAGAUGAUCUGAACAAGUCCCAAAUUUACCUUGACAGUAUUGUCUACGUUUUGGAUGCCUAUAAUUUGGUGAAUUCCUUCCAAGGGGGGGAUUCAUUCCCCUGCCAUGGCGCCCUAGCGGAAGCUGCAUCCCAGUUCGCUGCCACUCAGGCAGAAAAAGAACAGAACCUCCCAUGUGGGGAAGAAGAAGAGAGGAGGAACCAAAGAAAUGUUAACCUCCCCCCCGGAGGAACCCCCUCCGGCAACGAACAACUAAUCGUGUGCGACGUUGUAAUUAUAAAUAAGGUAGAUAAAAUUACUGAACAGGAAAAGGAAAAAAUAAAAUCCUUCGUUAGAAAUAUGAACCCAUUAAGUUCCAUCUACCUGACCAGUUAUGCUACCCUCCCGAUGGAACAGCUAACAGAACUAAAGUGUUACGAAAAAAAAAAUAUAAAAGAUGUGUUGGAAAAUUCGAUGAACAGUCACACUGCAGAUCGAAAGCACGUAUUCCAUUACAACGAUUUUGUUAAUUGCUCACUGAAGUAUGAACACAGCAUUCCUUACCUAGUUCAUCUAAGUGAAAAACUAAAUAAAAUGAAAAAUAAAUUUGUCCAAGCAAAAAGUAAAAGCACACUGAGACAGAUCCUUUCUUCAAAAAAAAAAAAUAUUUUUUCUUUCAAAAAAAUUAACGAAACUUUAGUUUCUCUUUUAUGGAGUAAAAAUUUAGAAAUCUAUCGAGGCAAGGGCGUUUUUGUUGCCUUCAAUGAUGAUGUCUACACCCACAAGAGCAAGCUAAAGCUAAACAUGUACUACUACCAGAGUGUGGGUGACCUGUAUGAAAUCGAUUUAAUCAUGAGUGACCUUCACACGUUUUUUCUGUCUGCCCUGGAUGGGGUGCAAUCACAGAUGGGCAGUGUGUCAGUGUUGAAUGAUAACGAGAAUGACGGUUCCAUCGAAUGUCCCAACCAUGGAAACGACCAUUCCAUCGAACAUCCCAACCAUGGGGACGACCACUCCAUCGAACAUCCCAACCAUGGGGACGACCACUUCAUCGAACAUCCCAACCAUGGGGACGACAUAUCCGACAUUGAGAACUACCUUUCGGACUCCUCCUCCAGAAGCGAGGAAAGUGACAGUCGCGGUGGAGGAGAGUACAACGUAAAGAGCAUUUUAAGUGGGGGGGACGUCUUUACAUCAUGCUUCCUCUUCAUAGGGAAACAUAUCGACGUGGAGGGGGUCAAGCGAAAAUUAAAUAACUGUCUAGAUAUGAGGUCCAUCCAGUUAAAGGGAUUCUUUGCGUGGAAAAUUUUGGGAGACCCCAGACACUCCAACAACCUAUCCGCCACAAAUUCAAUAUACUGCGACAUUAGUCUUGAGUUCAUUCCAAUUAAAUCACAAGUUAUCAAUUAA
Messenger RNA from Plasmodium cynomolgi strain B, 2019 nucleotides. RefSeq lists its product as hypothetical. The transcript has 3 exons. Bases 1 to 2019 code for a protein of 672 amino acids. Gene Ontology annotation, cellular component: cytoplasm. The record is from RefSeq and is a predicted model, not a curated record. Lineage: Eukaryota; Apicomplexa; Aconoidasida; Haemosporida; Plasmodiidae.